AUGGGACAAUCGACCUCAUCCCCAUUGUCCCUCACCCUCGACCAUUGAUCGGAGGUGCGGAAGAGGGCUCACAAUCUCUCCUUGCAGGUCAAGAAGAAUAAGUGGCAGGAUUUCUGCUCGACUGAGUGGCCUACUUUCUCUGUGGGAUGCCCACCAGAGGGGACUUUUCAUCUGCCCCUCAUCCUAGCAGUUAAGGACGUCAUCUUCCGCCCCGGGCAAAGGGGGCACCCUGAUCAGGUCGCUUACAUCUUGGUAUGGCAGGACCUCAGGGAGGAACCCCCACUAUGGGUAAAACCCUUUCUUCCCCCUUCUGACUCAUCUGUACCAAAGCUUUUAGCUCUGAAAGGACCUCCCACCCCGGCUCCGGUCCUGCCCGAUGCUGCUUCUCCGUCAGCCCCCUCUUCACCUGAACCGAAUCCCUCUUCUCCUCCGAUACCCCCGUCCCCUCUAUAUCCCCCUCUCCCUACAAUGGCUUGCCCCGAGCCCGCGCCUCCGGGGCCCACAGGCCCAGCCCAGAACACCCGGAGUAAGCUGCGGCCGGAGGAUCCAGUCGUUGCCCUCCCUCUCCGCCCCUAUGGGCCCAUGAUAGAUGAUGGGACAGAUGGAGGGCAGAUGCCCGCUCUACAGUACUGGCCUUUUUCUACCUCAGAUCUUUAUAACUGGAAAAACAAUAACCCUCCUUUUUCUGAUGAUCCUUCUAAGCUAACAGGUCUAAUGGAUUCUGUUAUGUUCUCCCACCAACCCACAUGGGACGACUGUCAACAACUCCUAGGGGUUCUGUUCACCACCGAGGAAAGAGACCGCAUCCUCCUGGAAGCCCGGAAAGCUGUUCUUGGAGAAGAUGGCAGACCCACCCAGAGACCAGACCUGAUUGAUGACUCCUUCCCCCUAAAGCGCCCCAACUGGGAUCCCAACUCACCUAACGGUAGGCAGCGUCUUUCUACCUAUCGCCAGACUCUACUGGCAGGUCUCCGGGCGGCCGCAAGGCGCCCCACUAAUCUGGCCAAGGUAAGAGAAGUUACCCAAGGACCUACUGAGACUCCCUCAGUUUUUCUAGAACGCCUGAUGGAAGCUUACCGGCGAUAUACGCCUUUUAACCCUGAGGAGGAAGGCCGACAAGGCUCGAUAGCUAUGGCCUUCAUAGGGCAAUCGGCCCCCAAUAUAAGACGUAAGCUCCAAAGGCUAGAUGGUCUCCAAGACCUAACUCUGAGGGAUCUUGUUAAGGAAGCUGAAAAAGUCUACUAUAAACGGGAGACAGAGGAAGAAAAAGAGUUAGCUAGGGACAAAAGACGAAACAAGGAAUUAGCUAAGGUGUUGGCCACAGUUAUUCAGGGAAAACCUGAGCCAGGAAAGGGAAAGCCCAUUCGCCCUCCAUUAGACCCUGACCAAUGUGCAUAUUGUAAGGAGAAAGGACACCUGAUCAAAGACUGUGAAAAGUUAAAAAAGAAACGGGCCAAAGAGGAAUGAGAAAAGCAGCCCUCGCAGCGAUCCCGAGCCCCCAUGCUCGCCCUAGAUGAAGAAGACUAGGGACUUCGGGGCUCGGACCCCCUCCCCGAGCUCAGGGUAAUGUUUAAAGUGGAGGGGACUCCCGUGGAAUUCGAGGUCGAUACGGGAGCUGUUUAUUCGGCCCUUCAGGCCCCCUUAGGGGCCCUUUCAACUAAGAAAUCGUUAGUUCAAGGGGCUAACGGGAGCAAAUAUCGCUCAUGGACCACUGAGCGCACAGUUGACCUAGGCAAAGGAAAAGUAAAACACUCCUUCCUAGUUAUUCCUGAAUGCCCUGCUCCCCUCCUGGGACGAGACUUAUUAACCAAACUGGGGGCAAAGAUUUCCUUUGAGCACCAAGGACCUCAAGUGACAUUCCGUAACCCAAAGGUUGGGCAACCUAUGGUUACGGUAUUAUCUCUAAAACUGGAAGAUGAAUAUAGGAGAGGAGUAGCGAGAGGAGUACUGACCCAAGCUUUUGGGCCAUGGAGGCGUCCGGUGGCCUACCUCUCGAAAAGACUGGACACUGUGGCGAGCGGGUGGCUGCCCUGCUUAAAGGCCAUCGCAGUGGCUGCCUUGCUCGUCAAAGAUGCUGACAAAUUGACUUUAGGACAAAAAAUAACAAUCAUUGCCCCGCAUACGUUAGAAAACAUCAUCCACCAGCCUCCAGACAGGUGGCUCUCAAAUGCCAGAGUUACUCAUUAUCAGAGUCUCUUGCUCAACAAAGACAAGAUAACUUUUGGACCCCCGGUGACCCUCAACCCGGCGACCCUGCUGCCGGAAGAAGCUCCGGAACCCGUCCUCCAUACCUGCCAGGACGUCUUGGCAGAAGAGGCCGGAGUACGACCGGACUUAUUGGAUUGCCCUCUACCCGACGCAGAGGAUUGGACGAUGCUCCUGCCUUAUGCCCUUUUUCGCACGCGAAACACCCCGUCUGCCAAAACCCCUAACCUUACUCCCUUCGAAAUCCUCUUUGGCACUCCACCCCCCAUUCGAGACCUCACUCCCUUAACCGAACAUGCUGCCUUGUUGCCAACCUCCCUGUCUGACAGGCUCAUCGCCCUCGACAAUCUACAGAGGGACGUGUGGACGCAGCUGGCCUCAGCCUACGCCCCCACGGUAAAGGUUGACGGAGUCGCCUCUUGGAUCCACGCGUCGCAUCUAAAGCCUGCUUCAGUACCAGAGGACAGCUCCUGGGAACUCAAGCGGUCUGAUAACCCCUUGAAACUUAAACUGAGCCGAAAGACUCUUUAA
Messenger RNA from Cavia porcellus (domestic guinea pig), 2736 nucleotides. RefSeq lists its product as uncharacterized. The record is from RefSeq and is a predicted model, not a curated record. Gene Ontology annotation, biological process: proteolysis; virion assembly. NCBI's taxonomy places the organism in Eukaryota, Metazoa, Chordata, Mammalia, Rodentia, Caviidae. The transcript is spliced from 5 exons. Gene Ontology annotation, molecular function: zinc ion binding; aspartic-type endopeptidase activity; nucleic acid binding.